CUGCGCUUGGCGCACUCCGAUGCCGUCCACGGCCCAGCUGCCUUGUGGGAAAUGUAGUUCGGCGUCCCGGGGAGGCGGCGGGCGGGACGGCGUUCGGCAGAGGCAGCUCCCGCUCAAGCUGGGUGAGGGUGAGGCUCUGCCUCCUCUCCCCACCCAUCUCCUAGGAAGGACCCCACAGGAAGGAAGGAGAAGGCAGUGGAUGCUGGGCCUCUACCAUUGGGAACUCAGACUGGGAGGCAAGACUUGAAUCCAAAGAGUCAACUCCAGAGUCCAUCAUUACUGAAGAUUUAUCCUAUUGGGUAAUAAUGGAAAAGGAAGGUCUCUGGCAUUCUUCUUUAAGGGAAACCUGGGAACCUGAUAAUUGAUUAGAGGGCCAACAGAAAAACCAGGAUAGACAUCUGGGUCAAGUGGCAGUUACCCAUAAGGGAAAUCUCACGGAGAGGAGGGUAUGUAGAGGUAAUGAAUUUGAAAGAUGUUCCAAUCAGGGUUCAAUCAUUGAUAUACAACAAAGUACUCCUAUGGGGAAAAGGCCCUGUUAUCAGAAUUCACAUGGAAAAGAUAAACAAAAUUCUGAAUUAAUUAAGAUUCAAAGAAUGUUUGUAGGGAAGAAAAUGUAUGAAUGUAAUGAAUGCAGGAAAGCCUUCAGCCAGAGCUCAUCCCUUCUUAAGCACCAGAGGAUUCAUACUGGGGAGAAGCCCUAUAAGUGCAAUGUAUGUGGGAAGCACUUCACUGAACGUUCCUCUCUUACUGUACAUCAAAGAAUUCAUACUGGAGAGAAACCCUACAAAUGUAAUGAAUGUGGCAAAACCUUCAGUCAAAGCAUGAACCUUACUGUUCAUCAAAGAACUCAUACUGGAGAAAAACCCUAUCAGUGUAAAGAGUGUGGAAAAGCUUUCCGAAAGAAUUCAUCCCUUAUUCAACAUGAAAGGAUUCAUACUGGUGAGAAACCCUACAAAUGUAAUGAAUGUGGGAAAGCUUUUACCCAAAGUAUGAAUCUCACAGUGCAUCAAAGAACUCAUACAGGAGAAAAACCCUAUGAAUGUAAUGAAUGUGGGAAGUCUUUCAGUCAAAGUAUGCACCUUAUUGUACAUCAGAGAAGUCAUACAGGAGAGAAACCCUAUGAGUGUAGUGAAUGUGGAAAAGCCUUCAGUAAGAGCUCAACUCUUACACUGCAUCAACGAAAUCACACUGGAGAAAAACCCUACAAAUGUAACAAAUGUGGGAAAUCCUUUAGCCAAAGUACAUACCUUAUAGAACAUCAGAGACUUCAUUCUGGAGUAAAACCGUUUGAAUGUAAUCAGUGUGGAAAAGCUUUCAGUAAGAAUUCAUCUCUUACUCAGCAUCGGAGGAUUCAUACUGGGGAGAAGCCUUAUGAGUGUAUCAUUUGUGGAAAGCAUUUUACUGGACGAUCAUCGCUUACUGUACAUCGGGUUAUUCACACUGGAGAGAAACCUUAUGAAUGCAAUGAAUGUGGAAAGGCCUUCAGCCAGAGUGCAUACCUUAUUGAGCAUCAAAGAAUUCAUACUGGUGAGAAACCCUAUGAAUGUGAUCAGUGUGGUAAAGCCUUCAUUAAGAAUUCAUCCCUUGUAGUGCAUCAGAGAACUCAUACAGGAGAGAAACCCUAUCGGUGUAGUGAAUGUGGGAAAGCCUUUAGUCGGAGUACAAACCUUACACGACAUCAGAGAACUCAUACAUGAGGAAAGUUUUCACUGGGCUCGUUAUGAUGAACUCUUCAGUGAUAAUUAGAUAUAUCAUGUCAUGUAGAAACCAAUAAAUGUAAUGAUUUUAGGAAUCUUUUAGUUGAAGUAUAUUAUACCAUAUCCGAUGAUACAGACCACUGGAGAGGAACCAUAUAAAAGUGGAAAAUCUUGAUUGAAUUAGAAAGUAAAACUUUGCAUCUGAAGGCUUAAGUAGCUAUUUUAAACAAUGAGGAUUCAUGCUGAAGAUAAGUUCUGUCAUGUCAUACUGCAGAUUCUCCUUUGGAUGUCAGAGAUUUCACAUCGGAGAGAAUAUGUGAGAGUGCUUAACUGGACAGCCCAAAGACCUGGUAUGUACUCUGAUCUGUCACUAACUUGGACAAGUCACCAACUUUCACCAGGUCACAGUACCCUUAUUUAAUAAAUGAGGGAUUUUGGAUUUAGAAGAUCUCCAGGAUCCCUUUUAGCUCUAUAAAGCAACAAACCUGUAAACAUAAUGAAUGUUGGGGCAUCCUUAAUCUUUUACCACGUUAUAUAUGUUAUUAUAUGCUACUAUUUUGCAGUCUGGUUUCCCUGGAUGUUGUGAGUUAAAAUUCUCUAUCUCUACCAAAUCCUAUUAUUCUCCCAUGCCUAUCCCCUUCUCCUUGCAUUAUUUUCUCCUCUAAACAUAGGCUGGUUGCAAACAGGUGAUGGAAUAAUUGUACAAAUCUUAAUGCAAUGGUAUGCUGUUUUGAGUCCUCAAUUAACAGUCAUUAAAUUGUUGUUAAAUAAGCUAAUUACUUAGAAAAUAAUAUAACUUACAGUCUUUUCCUAGGACUCAAAUACAUAUCUUUGUAUCAUACUGACAAUCGAGUGAAAAGGAAGCUAGGCUGAACACUAAUAGAAAUAAAAAUCUCACAUUAACAAAAUCUUUGUAAUUAAACAUAUGCAAAACAAUCAUGGAGAUUUUAUAGACCUAUAGUAAAGAAUUUUAUUUCACACACAUUUAAUACGUGCUAUAAACAUGUGUUAGGCAUGAUUAGAAAAUCAAAAUAAAUAUGAUACAUUCUUGUUUUCCAAGGUUUAAACUGAGAAAGUGACAGUGAGAUGGGAGAGGAAGAAUUCAGGCAAAAAUGAGACAAUCUAGAUCAGUGGUUCUCAAUCUUGGCUGCACAUUAGAAUCACCUGGGAAUCUUUUUAAAAUCUUGAUUUCUGGGCCUCAUCCUCCAGAAAUUCUGUUUCUUUGUUAUGGGGUGGGGCCACAACAUUAGCAACAAAGAAACAGAAUUUCCGAGGGUGAGGCCCAGAAAUCAGGGUUUUAAAAAGAUUCCCAGGUGAUUCUAAUGUGCAGCCAAGGUUGAGAACCACUGAUCUAGAUACUGUGGUAACUGAUUCAAUGUGAGUGCUUGAAUUUAUUUGGAUGUAUAGGGAUGCCAUAACUAAAAAUAGAAAGUUGACCAAUUUGUGGGGCAGUGAUGAGUUCAGUCUGGGGCAUUUUGAUGAGUAUGUGGAUAUCCAAGUGAAGAUUCAUAAUAGACUAUACACUAAGUAGUAGGGCAUUGAUUAGAGGGUUCUCUGGGAAUAUAAUAGUUCCCCAAGCCCCAAUUCAUGGUUUUGCUUUUCACAGUUUGUUACCCACAGUCAACCUUGGAUCCAAAAAUAUUAAAUGGAAAAUUCCAAAAGAACCCCCACAAUUCAUGUUUUAAAUUGCGCACCAUUCUGAGUAGCAUGCUGAAUUCCCAUGCUACCUCACUUCUUUGUGAUCUCAUCACAUAGCCACUGUAUCAUGUCAUGUCAUCACAAGAAGGGUGAGUACAGUACAAUGAGAUAUUUUGAGAGACCACGUUCAUGUAACUUAUUACAGUAUCUUGUUAAAAUUGUUCUCAAUAGUUACUGUUAAUCUUUUACUGUACCUAAUUCGUAAAUUAAACUUUAUCUUAAGUAUG
Molecule: messenger RNA, 3622 nt
Organism: Myotis daubentonii (Daubenton's bat)
Lineage: Eukaryota; Metazoa; Chordata; Mammalia; Chiroptera; Vespertilionidae
Source: RefSeq, a predicted model, not a curated record